UUGGAUAUUUCAUGACACUCUUUCAAAUCCAGAAGAGAAGACUUAUAUGGCGAAAGGGGGCGAAGAACCCGAGGCUUCUUACAAGAAACCGACCCCCACACGCCCUGACCCACAAACCCGUUGGCAAUGCGCACAGACGAAUCUCGCUGCUGCUCGGCUUCUGAAGUGAAUGGUUCAUUGCCUGCGCUAUAAAGGCCGGCGAAACUGCUCGUUGUGAAUGGCUGGCAUCGAAUAACACCAUGGCGACAGUUAAAAUGAAUUCUCCCAGCCAGGAAAAGCAAGUUGAAACAGCUCGAGACCAGCAUCUGCUGUCAGAAAGAGCUGCAUGCAAUUCCGUGCAUCGGGAUAUCUGGGGUCCACGGGAAAAGUCCAUGGGAAAUCCCUGGUCUCCUACAAACCCAACAGGGACUGUCAAUCUCCGUCUCGCCGAAAACAGUCUCAUGCACGAGGAAAUCGGGCAAUUCAUCAAAAAUGAGAUAAAUGUCCUCCCCCUUCAACAUUUAACAUAUAGCACUGGCCCACGAGGUUCUCUACGUCUCCGACGAGCAGCAUCUACAUUUCUAGCACGAGAGUUCCAUCCGCGCCACUCUAUCACUGCCGAUGAUAUCUUCGUCACCCCAGGGCUAGCUAGUGCCAUUGACGCCGUUGCAUGGUCAAUCUGCAAUGAUGGAGAUGGCAUUCUCGUUCCGCAGCCAUUCUAUAACGGGUUCCAAUUUGACCUCCUCAACCGGAGUAACACGAGGGUUGUCCCUGUUUCGUAUACAGGGGUGGAGGGGUAUUCCGGCCUCGAUGACCUUUUUGAUCCGGAUGUGAAUAGGAUGGCACUAGACAGGGCUUUGUAUAAGGCUAGAGAAGAUGGGAUUCGUAUCCGUGCGGUCCUUGUUUCAAAUCCCCAUAAUCCUCUUGGGAGAUGCUACCCCCCUGCAACCAUGAGAGAAUUCGCCAAAUUUUGUGGUCUCAAUAAAUUGCAUCUCAUCUCAGACGAAAUCUACGCAAAAUCCGUAUUCGUGAACCCCACAAUCCCAACCGCGACGCCCUUCUCUUCCAUCCUAGCCCUUGAUACUACCGACCUCAUUGAUCCUACUCUAGUCCAUGUCUUAUACGGCGCAAGUAAAGAUUUCUGCGCGAACGGGCUACGCUUGGGAUUUGUGUAUACACAGAAUAAAGGCAUUAUCGGGGCGAUGUCUAGUAUCAGUAUGUUCUCGUGGUCGCCUCAUCUCCUUCAAGAUGUCUGGGCUGGGAUGUUAGAGAACGCCGAGUGGAUGGACGACUUCAUGCAGAGAAAGAAUGAGCCUGUGCUGGAGAAUUAUAACAUCACUUCAUCGUUUCUCCGUGACUGCGGGAUAAAAUAUUAUGAAAUGAACGCCGGGCUCUUUUUCUGGAUCGACCUUCGGCAUAUACUCAAGCCAGGCUAUGCAGGUGACGGCUCAUUGAGCGUAGCCUCUUCGGAUUCGAGCAAGUAUAAAGAGCGGGAAGCGAGGGUAGUCGAGAUUUGCAUGAAGCACGGUGUGCUGAUUGCUCCUGGUCAUGUCUACGUACCUGAGGAGUUCGGAUGGUUUCGUAUAACCUUUACGGUUGGCAAGGAAGCAUUACGAGAGGGACUGCAGCGAGUUAAAGAAUCACUUGCUGAGAUUGAAACAGAGCUGAGUUGGACUACUGAGUAAGGUACACCGGGCUAGAAGUUAAACCACAGUAGAAUAGAACGAUAGAAUCAUUAUUCAC
Molecule: messenger RNA, 1722 nt
Organism: Aspergillus versicolor CBS 583.65
Lineage: Eukaryota; Fungi; Ascomycota; Eurotiomycetes; Eurotiales; Aspergillaceae
Product: pyridoxal phosphate-dependent aminotransferase
Exons: 7
Coding region: 240-1664 (474 amino acids)
Biological process (GO): biosynthetic process; amino acid metabolic process
Molecular function (GO): transaminase activity; pyridoxal phosphate binding
Source: RefSeq, a predicted model, not a curated record